Nicotiana attenuata is the source of this 1366-nucleotide messenger RNA. RefSeq names its product WAT1-related protein At3g30340-like. The coding region runs from base 164 to 1210 and encodes 348 amino acids. Gene Ontology annotation, molecular function: transmembrane transporter activity. Lineage: Eukaryota; Viridiplantae; Streptophyta; Magnoliopsida; Solanales; Solanaceae. The record is from RefSeq and is a predicted model, not a curated record. The transcript is spliced from 6 exons. Gene Ontology annotation, cellular component: plasma membrane.
UGAUGUUAGGAGAAUCAAUCUCAUAUUCACAUUGUUUCCUGAUGUUUUACUAUAUAUGUUGGAGCUCAUGAUAUAUGCACCAAAUGUGGCUUACAAAGCAAGGGAAACUAAAACCUUAAAAACAGGAGUUUUGUAGUAAUACAAAGAUCGUUAUAUUGCAGCAAUGAGUUUCUUUCAGAAAUGGAAACCAGUAGCUGCAAUGAUAUUUGUUGAAUUUGCUCUGGCUGUCGUAAACGCGCUAUUCAAAAAAGUACUCAGUGGAGGAAUGAGCCAAUUGGUGAUAGCUACAUACAGGUUCUCAAUCGCCGCGAUUUUCUUAACUCCCAUUGCAUGUUUACUGGAAAGGAAUUUCAUAUCAAAUUUAACAGGUCGCGUUGUUUGUUCUCUGUUCUUCAGUGCACUUCUCGGGGGUACACUCACUCAGUAUUUCUUCCUAAUCGGGCUGAAGUACACCUCAACAACAUUUAGCUGUGCUUUCAUUAAUAUGGUUCCCAUCAACACAUUCGUUAUGGCAUUGCUACUCGGGCAAGAGAAAAUAACAAUUAAAUGCAAAAGCGGGAGAGCUAAGGCGUUAGGAACCUUAUGUUGUCUUGGGGGAGCCUUAAUACUUACGUUAUACAAAGGAAUGCCACUGAUAAGCAAGCCGGCAUCAGAAGCACAUGAAGUGAACCACAGCACAAAGAAUUGGAUUGUUGGUUCGUCGUUUCUAUUUGCUGGAAGCCUCGUUUGGUCGUCGUGGUUCCUCAUACAAGCUAAGAUAGGGAAGGAAUAUCCUUAUCAGUAUUCUAGCACAGCAAUAAUGUCAUUACUUGGAGCCAUUCAAUCUGCUAUAUUGAGCCUUGUCAUUGAUAGAAACACAUCAACUUGGUUUCUGAAAGGAAGUUUAGAGAUCUCAAGUGUCAUAUACGCCGGAAUAGUGGGAUCAGGGUUAUGCUAUGUGGUCAUGUCAUGGUGUGUCAAGAAAAAGGGUGCAGUUUUCACUUCUGCAUUUAGUCCCUUUAUUCAGAUAUUUGCUGCUGUUAUUGACAUCUGCAUACUUCAUGAACAAAUUCAUCUUGGAAGCAUAUUGGGGUCAAUUUUGGUUAUUAUUGGCUUGUAUAUUCUUCUAUGGGGUAAAAGUAAAGAAGCAGAAAUUUUGAAGGAUUCUCUAGCAACAGAAAAGAAUGGACAAGCUACACUACCAGUUACGUCAAGUCCACCUUGUACUUAAGAAGACUACAUGCAACAGAAUUCCUCCCUGAAGCACUAAGUAGUGUAAUUUCCAGUAUCUUAACAACAAAGAAUCAAUGUUUUUAAUAGCCAAAAGUGUAUAUUCCAGUUUAAUUUGAUGUUGCUAAAUGCGCUACAUAUCGACGAUAUUCAUCUU